GAGCUCGGUUCCCUUGGCAGCCCCGGCAGCCGCAGCGAGCGGGAAGAGGGGACGGAGCGCAAGCUUGCCCGUCCAGGCAGCUCCGGGAUGUCGCCUCUCCCCUCGCCGCCGCCGCUCUUGGCACCGCGUGCCGUGCAGCUGGCCCCGAGCUCGCUGGCUCUGGUGUUGCGCCGCUUGCCGCCCCCGGCAGAAGUGGGGCCACAAGAGGCAGCGGCAGCCCCGGACCAGCCCGUGCCCGACGACGACGAGAAGGCGGCGGUAGAGGACGACGAGGAGGAGGAGGAGGACGCGGGCGGCACCGCCGUCUUCCAGGCGUUCCGGCGCGCCAACGCCGCCUGCUACUGGAACGCCGGGCUGGUGCGCGCCGUGGCGCGGGUCCGGCUGCAAGGCUGGCUGAGGGGGGGCGUGCUUUUGCUGCAAGGCCCCGCCGCCCCUCUGCAGCUCCUCCGCGACGCUUGGCUCCGGAGGGCGCUGCGCCCGCCGAAGGGCUUCCUCAUCAGAGCUGUGGGUGAUGUCUCUCCAGUGCACAUGAAUCCUAUUUCACAAUCCCAGUUUGUUCCUUUGGCAGAAGUCUUGUGUUGCACUAUAUCUGAUAUGAAUGCGGCUCAUAUUACUGUUACACAGGAAACCUUACUGGAUCAGCUGGGGAAACAUUACCCAGGUAUUGCAACUCCUACACAUGAUAUUCUCUACAGCACACUUGGAUUGUUAAUUAAAGAACGGAAAAUAUAUCACACUGGAGAAGGAUACUUCAUAGUGACCCCUAACACCUAUUUUAUCUCCAAUAAUGAUAUGUGGAUCAACAAGAGAGUCCUGCUGGAAGAUAGUUGCCCUCCAGAGGCGUCUGUCACGUAUCUUGUCAGCAUGGAGGAUGCUGAACCUGAGCAAGACAAUUUGCCUGCCGCAUCUCACUGCAGGUCCUGUCACUGUUUCCUUGAGCACAUCACAGGAGGUGAAAAAAGAUUUCCUCAGUUAGUUAGGCAAAAAUCUAAGGGGAAAAGUCAAAAGGGAUCAUGUGAAUCCAGAUUCUCCGUUCAAAAACCAGCCUGUGAUACAUCUGCUGGCAACCAUUCUUGUGAAACUGCUCACUCUGGACAGUUAAUGAAGGAAAAGGAGAAAGUGAAAAAAUUUGGGCUUAGCCUUUUCUGGCGUAACACUUCAAAGAAAGGAAAACCUAAAAAAGUGCACUCUUCAUUUUCUGCCCAGUUUCCUCCUGAAGAAUGGCCAGUCAGGGAUGAAGAUAAUUUAGAUAACAUUCCACGUGAUGUUGAACAUGAAAUUAUCAAGCGCAUCAACCCUGUACUAACUGUGGACAACUUAAAUAAACACACUGUACUGAUGCAGAAGAUAGAGGAACAGAAGAAAUAUAUAAGUAAAGGAACGUCUACAGAAGUGUUGACAAUGAAGCACAAACAUGUUUCUAAGGGAUGCACCCAGAAAAAACAAAAUAGGCCGGCAAAGCAUUACAGGAAAAUCCAUUCUAACAAAGAAAAACAGAUCCCUAAGGCAAAGAAAGAAUUUAAAAGUAAUGAGCUCAUUCCAGUGCAUGGCAAAUUGGAUAACACUGUUGAACAUCCAUUCUCCUGUACCACAAAUGAAGCUACAGUUUGCAGUAAACCGUUUUGUGAGGAUGCAGUAGACACCACAUCACACUUUAUAUACAAAAGAGAAAUUAACAAUCCAUUUCAAGAUAUUCCAUGUAGAGGAAAUAAGUCAACAAAAGAACGUAAAAGUCAGAAAAAAUGUGACAGAAAGUCCAGAACUCCUAGAUCAGAAAUGACUUCUCGAAGGUCCCAGUCUUUGGAUUCCUCAAGAACUGCACACUGUAAAGCCAAACAAUCAUUUGCUGCCAAAUAUGAUGUUGAAGCAGACAAAAAGAAACAGCUAAACUGCUCCCAAUGCCAGGUUUCACAAGCGGAUAGCAAAUACUGGAGAGAAAGGGAAAAUUGUAAACAUAAUUUGCAUGGAGGGGCAAAACCACCACAUGCAGUGAAGGUCCAGGUGGUUCCUGACAUUGGAGGAAUAGAAAAGAAGUAUACACAGAAUUCCAGCCAUACCUACCAGUGCAAACUAACGGGUGUUUACAACUUGCUGGGUCAAAAUUCAGAUCAUCUGCAAAACGUUUGUCUUCCCAGUGAAGCAGAUACUGCUCAGCAAUUUAACCAACCCGAAAAUACUGUUGCUCAGAGGAAAAAUAAUCAUUUAAAGAGUGAACUAGACUCUGAUAAUACCAGUAAAUGGCUCGAAUCUUUUAACUCGCAGUGUAAAGGAUUCAUUUGUGAUGAAGAGAUUCUGGGUCAGAAAAUGGAUAAUGGGGAUGCUUGCAGUUCUGUGUAUCAUGAUGAUGAACAAAAACAACAUGGGGAGUUGUCCAAGUUACAGACCAUCCAAGUCCCAUGUAGUUCUCCAGAUACAGGGAAGUGGAGCAGCACAGAGCAAGAGACAAGUCCUAGAGUUUUAGGAAACAGAACCAGUUUCCCAGGAUGCAGAACUGAUCUGGAUGAGGCUGAUAAGGGCAAGCAGGAAAAAAAUGAAUUUCUUAUUAGUUCAAAGGAUAGCUUACAGGAGUAUCAGAACAUGAACCUUGAAGGAGAAGGUUGUGUGUGCCAACAGGUACCUGAGUUUCCUUACAAAAACCGUGACGAGGAAGGGGAUGAUUAUGAUCAUGAGCAGACAUCAGCUAUGACUGAACCCUGUGCAUUUGCCUUCUAUGACGUUCAUGAAGCAGAGACCAGAAUUUGGCAGAAGUCAAUAAAUGAAUUGGGUGGGAAAUCAGCACCUUUCACACAGUCACCAAAAUGCUGGGAAAUUAAGGCAAACUUUGAAAUAAAGCAGCGGGCACUUGAUAGCACAAACAAUGCUACCGUUUUCGAACAGAGAGCCCAGCAUGAGCAAAAUCACUUGGAAGGAACAGGGAACCACAGCAUCACAGGAGACAGUGGAAUAGAUUCUCCCAGAACUCCAAGCAUGGGAUCUGCUAGUUCUGCCAUUUUGGAUGGACUGAAGAAAAGGAGGAGCUUUCUCAUGAAUUUGGAGGGCAUCGAGAAGACCAUAAAGACUGGUGGAAGAUCCCUUACACAAAAUUCCUUGCUUCAGUUGACUCCAGUCAUGAACGUCUGAUUCUUUCUUCUGACAAAGUUUUGGGAAUUCCUUUGUUAAUAUGUUAAUACAUUUACUGUAAAUAUCUUAAGCUAUCAAACACCUGAAGUAGAUGAUAGUAUACUCUUUUCAUAAUCUGCAUGCUUUUUUAAAUAAAUGUUUUUCAGUGUCCUUUUUCUAUUAUAUUGUGUUAAUGCUUCUUGUAUUGCAAAAAAUAAUAGACUAAAGUUAUAAAUAAUGUUUGUCUUCAUAACUCAUACAUGAUCCAAAAGGUUCCGAUUGCUAUGUGAUGAGACCAGUAUAUCAUUACAAGGGAGUGAUGCUAAAUAUGUUGUGUAGAAAUGAUCCCAAAAUUGUGCAUUGUGCAUAUUUUCUAGCUGUGUAUUCUCUAACCAAAACUCCAAAUGCAUUUUCAUAAUAAAUCAAAAUACUAUUUAAGUAUACAUAUGUGCACUCUUAAGCACAGAGAAGCCAGGUCUACUGAAAUCAGUGAGACUUGCCAACUAAAUGUUUUAAGUCAACAGCACUCAAAAAUUCCUCUGUGAACUCUAUUCAAUCCGUUGGUUACAAAAAUUCUAGAGUGCAUGGUUCUUUUUAUUUUGCAGGAAAGUCAUUGUGAACAAAAUUGAGUGCAUACCCUAAAAUAUGUCCAACUCUCCCCCUCUUGGUGUGUAUCACAGAAGAAAGAUAAUUGCAUUUCUCUUUUUUCAGAAACUUGGUAGUAUUUGCCCAGCAAUACUGAUUGAUCAUAUGAUUCCUGAUAAACGUCUAUUAAUCUGAAAACUAAUUUAAAUUGCCAUAAAUGUAUUGUGUUCUGUGUACUUUUAGAACAUUGCUGAAGAAACAUUCCCAUUAACUGAGCUUGCAGAUAGACUUAACAUUCAUGAUGUUCAUUUUUCUGUAAGCUAAAUAUACAUUUAUUACACAUACCAUGUUUCCUGAAAAUAAGACAGGGUCUUAAAUUAAUUUUUGCUCCAAAAAACACAUUAGGGCUUAUU
This is a messenger RNA of Pogona vitticeps (central bearded dragon), 4097 nucleotides long. RefSeq names its product storkhead box 1 (gene STOX1). Lineage: Eukaryota; Metazoa; Chordata; Lepidosauria; Squamata; Agamidae. Gene Ontology annotation, molecular function: RNA polymerase II transcription regulatory region sequence-specific DNA binding. Gene Ontology annotation, cellular component: cytoplasm; nucleus. The record is from RefSeq and is a predicted model, not a curated record. Gene Ontology annotation, biological process: regulation of transcription by RNA polymerase II.